Molecule: messenger RNA, 1173 nt
Organism: Penicillium brevicompactum
Lineage: Eukaryota; Fungi; Ascomycota; Eurotiomycetes; Eurotiales; Aspergillaceae
Product: MBL fold metallo-hydrolase
Exons: 2
Coding region: 1-1173 (390 amino acids)
Biological process (GO): hydrogen sulfide metabolic process; glutathione metabolic process
Molecular function (GO): sulfur dioxygenase activity
Source: RefSeq, a predicted model, not a curated record
AUGGCAAGCCCACUGCAGCAAUCAUCAAAGAUCUGCCGCCAUAUCUCAUCGCGCGCGUUGCGGGUGUCCGGCAAAAGCCCUCGAUCAUUCCCCUUCGCUGGUGGCAGACAAUCGCGUUCCGUUCAACAACUUUCUAACAGAAGUGACUUAAUCGCGUCAAUAUCGCUGAGCACUAUCAGAAUGGGAGCUGCCAGUCAAAGCACAACCAAACAUCCACAAAGAGGUCACACCUCUUCCGGUCAUUUGAGCACAGACCGGACAUCGUACAGCACCACCGCCAUCUCAAAUGAACCGGUGAUACACGAUGUGUUUGACGAUGUAUCAGGUACAUGGCAAUACAUCGUUGCCGAUCCCACAACAUUAACCGCCGUCAUCAUCGACCCGGUCUUGAACUUCGAUCCGGCCACCCAGGCUAUCACGACAAGAUCUGCCGACUCUCUCCUCGCGCUGGUCAAAGCAAGGAAUUAUAAAAUUGAUAAGAUCCUCGAAACACAUGCCCACGCAGAUCAUCUAAGUGCGGCAUCAUAUCUGCAAACACAUAUUAUGAAGAGCCAGGAUCACAAACCGCCCAUUUGCAUCGGAAAGCGUAUUGAGGCAGUGCAGAAGCUGUUCAGUCAGAGAUACGGCGUUCCAAGCAGGGAAUACAGGCAUGUAUUCGACAAGCUAUUUGACGAUGACGAGACGUUUGCCAUCGGCAAUAUGACAGCAAAAGCUAUCCAUUUGCCAGGCCAUACACCAGAUCAUCUGGGAUAUAUGAUUGGAGAUAACAUAUUCUGUGGCGACUCCCUCUUCCACGCAGAUAUAGGUACUGCACGGUGUGACUUUCCCGGCGGUGAUGCCAAAGACCUCUUCCAAUCAGGUCGCAAGUUACUGGAUCUCCCUGGCCAUUUCAAAAUCUGGACCGGUCAUGACUAUCCUCCAGAAGGUCGGACGGAGCCCGUGCCUUGGCUGAGUGUUCGGGAGCAUAGGGAACUAAACAAGCAUCUCAAAGAUGGUAUGAGCGAGGAGCAUUUCGUGGCUCUGCGCAAAGAGCGUGAUGAGAAGCUUGCGGCUCCAAGGCUGCUUCAUCAAUCUUUACAGAUCAACAUACGGGCUGGGAGACUUCCUGCUCCGACGGAGGCUGGCCAUCGGCUUCUGCAUGUUCCUUUGAAGAUUGCUGGUGAGGGGUGGUAG